Molecule: messenger RNA, 3222 nt
Organism: Astyanax mexicanus (Mexican tetra)
Lineage: Eukaryota; Metazoa; Chordata; Actinopteri; Characiformes; Acestrorhamphidae
Product: protein SSUH2 homolog
Exons: 12
Coding region: 295-1383 (362 amino acids)
Source: RefSeq, a predicted model, not a curated record
GGUUUAUAUCAGAAUAAAACGUGUUAAAACUGGAUUUAUUCGUGUUUUAAGGUGGUAAUGGUCUGAUUGUGGGGUAAACGCGCUUCAGCAUGUUCUGUAGAGAUCAGCAAAGAUCAGAGUCCGGAUUUACUGCUGUUUUUUUACUGGUGUUUUGCUGUGAGCCGGACUCCUCCCCCUCCAGAGGGGCGGGGUUUUGUAAUCUAAUCUGUGGAGGCUUUAGAAGCGAAUUCCUGCAGAAACCCGCUUCAGCAGCAGCAGAUCCUCAGCGAGAGCUCCCCCGUUAUUCUCAUAAAAAUGUCUUAUCCACCCGGUCCCGCUAUGUACCCUCCUCCAGUGAUGGGCAUGCAAGCUCCUGUGAUGUACAACUCUGUUCCUGGAUAUGAGGGUCUUGUCCCUGGGGCGAGCGGUGGCUUUAUCCCUCCUCCACCUGUACAGCCCAUGCCAACUCCUGACUCACAGCCAGCGCAGGACUGGAGUAUUCCCGCUCUGAGUGAGGAAGCUGCUCGAGAGGCGUUUUGUAAACAUGUAGACAGCAACUGCUGCUGGUCUUCUGGUCCAGCGAAAGACGGAGUGAUCACCAACAAGGAUCAGUUCAACACAUAUCGCUACCGGCUGGAGACCUACACCGAGUCCAGGAAGACGGACUGGGCCACAAAACCUUAUGAUGGUCAGCCGGUGAACGCUUUCACUCAGCCUCCUCCGGGUCCCUGGCAGAUCCCCGUCACGCCCCCGGACAUGUUUAAAGACUGUGUGAAGGAGGUCGAAGUUCCCUACACCUCAUCGAUUAAGCCAUGUGAGAAGUGCACAGCCACGGGGAAGUGUGCCUGUGUUGCGUGUACUGCAGCCGGAAACAAAAUGUGCGAGAACUGCAGUGGCUCUGGGAAAGUCUCUGCAGAGGAAAGCUGCAACAGUUGCAAUGGAACAGGAAGAAAAAAGUGUUCUGAUUGUUCAGGCCACGGAGUUAAAGAGUGUGAAACCUGCAAAGGGAAGGGACAGCUGCUGUCCUACAUUAAACUCACGGUGGAAUGGAAAAACAACGUUGAGGAUUAUGUAGCAGAGCAGGCCAGCGGUUUGAAGAUGGAUAAGCUGGAUAGUGUCACUGGGAAGCAGCUCUUUAAAGAUACCAAGUACAUGGUCUAUCCACUGAUGGGCUUCCCAGACCAGAACAUGGUCCAGGCUUCUGAUAGAAUGGUCCGGGAUCAUCACAGCAAAUAUUCCCAGUCAGCUCGCAUCCUUCAGCAGCAACAAACUGUUGAACUGAUUCCCAUCACCAAAGUGGGCUACCAGUGGCAGGGAAAGCCCUACAUUUACUACGUUUAUGGCAACGAAGCAAAAGUCAAAGCUGAUGAUUAUCCAGAGACCUGCUGCUGCGUUAUACUGUAAAACCUCAUGUGGAGAAAUAAACGCCAUGAGUAUGCCUAUAAUAAUGGAAUAUUAAUCAUAGUGUUACUAGGUUAGAUUAAAUGUUUAAAAUAUGUUUCUGAAUUAAAAAUAUAUCACACAGUUCACAUCUGCACGAUACUGGGGAAAAAAUGACAUUUCUAUAUUUUUAUGUUCUGCUAUAUGUAUUGCAAUAUUAAAAAUAAUAUAAUAGUUAAAUCGUUAAACAGAUUUUCCCAAAAGAUAAUGAUCCAACAUGCCAACAUAUUAGUUAUAGAAAAUAUGUAAUAAAUACACAAUUUGUCAUAGUUAUGUAUAUAUCUAAUAUAAUGAUUUAUGUCAUAUACUGCAUUACUUGUCUGAGCAUGGUAUGAAAUAUGUAAAAGUAAAUACUGCUGUUAUUAACUGUUAUUAACUGUUAUUAACUGUUACUGUUAAAUACAAGUCAAGUCAAGAGGCUUUUAUUGUCAUUACAUCUGAGUACAGGUACACAGUGUGAUGAAAUUACGUUCCUCCGGAACCAUGGUGCAACAUAGAACAACAAGCAAUAGACAACAUAAAGUGCAGGAGUGACGGCAGUGCAUUCUAUGCAUUUGUAAGCAAUGGCUUUUACUAACUCUCUUUACAACUUAGUAAGUACAACAAAUAACAACUAAUAAGACUGUUAUAUUUUAUUAAUCACUUAAAUAUAUAUUAUUUUCCAGGGCAGAAAUACUAACAGCUACUAAUAUUGUAUUAUGAUAUGCUGUAAGAGGCCUUUCUGUGAGCAAACCACUAUAUAUAUAGAGAUGUGAGCUUGUGCCUUGCAAUGCAUAUGUACUGUAAUUGAAUAUAUAUAUAUAUAUAUAUAUAUAUAUACACUGUGUUCCAAAUUAUUAUGCAAAUAAUAUUUUCUCAGAUUUACCAAAAUUACCUAUAUGAAUUGCAGUUAUUGUAAUUUUCCAGUCAUCAACUAUUAUAGUACAAUUGAAAGAUUUUUGAACAAACUGCCAAUGAUAACAGUAUAAUUAAAAAAUAAAUAAAACACUCAAAUUGCACUCAAAAUGCAUGUUCCAAAUUAUUAUGCACAGCAGAGUUUUCAACCUUUUCAUUUUUAUAAAGAACAAAAAAUGGUCAUUUGUGAAAUUAUAAGCAUUAGCAGGUUAUUACAAACUGAAAUCAAACAGUUUUCCAUUCAAAACUUUUUUCUAGGUGAUGUUACAUUUGCACAUAGGACCCCUUGUUCGAAAGGAUCUUCUGAAUUUUCUCGUUCAUUUAAUUUGUCAAGUUUUGGAUGGUAUCUGCUUCAAUUGUCGUGCAUGAGGACAGAAUACCCUCCCAGAGCUGUUGCUUACAUGUGAACUGCCUCCCACCCUCAUAGACACUCCUUUUGAUGAUGCUUCAGAGGUUCUCAAUGGGGUUGUGGUCAGGGGAGCAUGGGGGCCACACCAUAAGUUUGUCCCUUUUUAUGCCUAUAGCAGCCAGAGAUGCAGAUGUGUUCUUUGCAGCAUGAGACGGUGCAUUAUCAUGCAUGAAAAUGAUCUUGCUGUGGAAUGCGCGGUUCUUCUUCUUGAACCAUGGCAGGAAGUGCUGUUUGAGAAACUCCACAUACAUAUAAAAUAUUACCUUAUCACUCCUAAACACUUUUUGCAUAAUAAUUUGGAACACAGUGUAUAUAUAUAUAUAUAUAUAUAUAUAUAUAUAUAUAUAUAUAUGAUGAAUAAUGAAUGUACUUAAAAUGUUAUAAUAUCACCAUGAAAUACAGCCAGUAAAGCCAUUUCAGAUACAGGGUUUUUAUUUUGUACUAAUGUUACAACAUAUAAAAUAUGUCUACCAAUAAAUCUUACCUCUGAUUAAUCUAAA